UGCCAAAGCAGUAAAUAUCAUCCUGGCUAAGCUAGCAGUUUACCAAGCUACACACCGUUCAAAGAAACUAGUGCAUGUUUUCUCAUCCGUGACCGGUUCAGUGUCAUUAGAAAGCCGUGUGCUAUGCUUCGUUGAGGGAUGAACCGACAGCCCUGUCCGUUACCGUAAAAGGAGGCUCCACCGUUACAUCAAAUCUCGCCAAACGCGUUAACCCGGAGCGCUAAACCAGGAGGCUUCGCUGCUGGUGACUAUGCAAGGGGAACCUGCGGCGGUAAGAAUCGCAGAAAACGACAGCAAGCUGGAUGUAUUUCCCCAGAACCGAACCCCGAGUUCGGGGAGAGCGAGUGCCAAAAGUUGGCAGUACAGUGAUCACAUGGAGAACAUUGACGGGUACCUGAUGAAAUACACAAACCUGGUGACAGGCUGGCAGUACAGGUUCUUCGUCCUGAACAAUGAGGCUGGAUUGCUGGAGUACUUUGUCAACGAGCAGUCGCGUCCCCAGAAGCCCCGUGGGAUGCUCCCCCUGGCUGGUGCAGUCAUCUCCCCAAGCGAUGAAGACUCCCACACCUUCACGGUGAACGCCAUCAGCGGCGAGCAGUACAAGCUCCGGGCCUGCGAUGCCAAAGAGAGGCAGCACUGGGUCAGCCGGCUGCAGAUCUGCACACAACACCACACAGAGGCCAUGGGCAAGAAUAAUCCCCCUCCCAGUUCCCGUAGCUACUCUGUGGCUUCCCAAGGCAGUGGGAGCUCCCCCAUGUCGGCGCGGCGGCCUAGCCAAAACACCGCCUCUUUGUUUGGCUGGACGCAAACCAACAAGGGCUCAUCGCUCUACUCCAGCAAGAGGUCCAUGGUGCCGGACCACCUUGUGGACGCCCGAGAGAUGAUGAGCCAGGCCCAGGGCCAACACAAAGACCUGAUCCAGAGCAUCGAGGGGCUGCCGGCGGCCCCCGGCCUCUCCCCGCUGGAUCAGGAUCUGCUGAUGCUUAAAGCCACCUCCAUGGCCACCAUGAGCUGCCUGAACGAGUGCCUGCACAUCCUGCACCUGCAGCAGAUGGCCCGACAGAGGAGCUCCUUGGGAGCAGCACCCACCAUAGAGUGGCUGGAGCCCAAACUGCCCGACAUCCUGAAGAACGGCAGCAGCUCCCUGGGCAGCUUCACGACGGAGGAGGGGCAGCUGGAGGGGGGCCGCCUGGAGCUCAGCUCCCCCGAGUCCUGCAAUUUCUCUGGGGAGCAGGAGUACAUCGAUCCAGAAGAUGAGUUGGAGGACUCAUGUACAGACAAAGAAGAAGACCUGGGUGCUGUGGAGGAGGAGCGAAGCGUCAUCCUACACCUGCUGUCUCAGCUGAAGCUGGGCAUGGACCUCACACGAGUGGUCCUCCCCACUUUCAUCCUGGAGAAGCGCUCUUUGCUGGAGAUGUACGCAGACUUUAUGUCCCACCCAGACCUCUUUGUUGCAAUUGCCGAUGGCAGCAGCCCUGAAGACCGCAUGGUCCGGUUCGUAGAGUAUUACCUCACAUCCUUCCAUGAAGGCCGCAAAGGCGCCAUCGCCAAGAAGCCAUACAACCCCAUCAUUGGUGAGACGUUCCACUGCUCUUGGAGGGUUCCCAGGAGACCAGACCCCUCCAAGGAACCAUUGCAGGAGAGUCCAGAAGUUGUCGCCCCCAUUCAGGAGCCAUUGCACCUCCGUUUUGUGGCUGAGCAGGUAUCCCAUCAUCCACCUGUGUCUGGCUUCUACGCCGAGUGCCAGGAGAAGCAGAUUUGUGUGAACACACAUGUCUGGACCAAGAGCAAGUUCAUGGGGAUGUCUAUCGGAGUGUCCAUGAUUGGAGAGGGUUGUCUGCAUCUGCUGGAGCAUGACGAGGAGUACACCUUCACACUGCCCUGUGCCUACGCCCGCUCCAUCCUCACUGUUCCCUGGGUGGAGCUGGGCGGAAAAGUCAACAUCAGCUGCAACAAGUCGGGCUACUCGGCCGUCAUCACGUUCCAGACUAAACCCUUUUAUGGAGGGAAGCUACAUAAGGUAACGGCGGAGGUGAAGCACAACGCCACCAAUGCGGUGGUGUGUCGUGUGCAGGGCGAGUGGAACGGAGUGUUGGAGUUCAGCUACACCAGUGGGGAGACGAGGGUGGUGGACGUCACCAAGCUACCCGUAACGAGGAAAUGCGUUCGGCCGAUCGAGAAGCAGACUCCCACUGAAUCCAGACGCCUGUGGCAGCACGUGACAGAAGCCUUACGAGUGAAGGACAUCGAAAAGGCCACGGAGCACAAGAGGAUCCUGGAGGAGAGGCAACGGACGGAGGAGAGGCACCGCAUGGAGACAGAAACACCAUGGAGGACCAAAUAUUUUGACCGAGAGGGCGAUGGUUGGAUUUACCGUAAACCACUUUGGAAAGACUCUUCAUUCAAGUCCUCUACAGUCUUCUAAUGAACCGAGGAGCGUCUGUGUGCACAUGUGCAUGCAGAUCACAGCAUGGCCUGCAGAGGGGGAGAGAGAGAGAGAGAAGUGUUGAUGAUUCUCACAGACAGAAUAAAGGUUUUGUACUGCUGAUCUGUGUUUUUUACAAGGUGCGAUAUCGAUGAAAGCAUAUUCCUGUACAGGUACUCCCAGCCUUAAGACAGUCGAAUGAUGAAUGAUGACUCCGCCUGCUAUGGUUCCUUUUUCUCAUUUUCUUUUUGUGCCCCCCCCCCCCCCCCCCCCCCCCCAUUUGUUUUCCAUUCAGUUCCUACUGUUGAGAUUUACUGGAUAUUAUUUAAACACACUUCAUUUCAGCACUAGUCAUUCUGGGGCUUUGUAAACAUUGAUUAGUCUUACUUUCUGACUCACAGCAGCAUAUUUGAGCAACGUGGAGGUGAAAAGGUUGAAUUCUAAGAAAGAAAGAUCAAAACUCAAAUAUUUCUAGGAUUUUAGUCAUAAAAAUGUAAAAGAAUUGUACUUUUGUUUUUUUCUCCAUAAACACUCCUUUAAAGGGAUAUUCCACCCCAAAUUGAAAAUGUGUCUGUUGCCAUAUUUCCCAGAGAUAAGUGGGAAAAAAUGUUUACAACCAGCCCAGUCAUUCUCCUGACCCGGCUGUGCUGCUUUAGCGUUAGCUUAGCAUAAAACACAGUAAGUGAAUGGAUCCAACUAGCAUUGUGAGUAAAAACGUCCUUAAAAUCACUCGGUAGUGAUCCCAAUUCUGCUGGGUGACCUAAAUAAUCAGACUGACUGCAAGUGAAAAUAAUUAGUAACAUGAAGGAAUCACAGGUGCAAUUUUAGACUUGGGACUACUUUAUGACAAAGCACAACUGUAAGCCUCCAUUUAAAGGCAGCUUCUAGGGCACCUGCUUCCAUUAACACAAAUGCAACACACACCAGUGGAGCUCCAGUUGCUUCUCUGCAAAUGCAACGUGUCUAUUUUUUCUUUCGCCGACAUCACGUGUGUGUGUGUGUUUUAUGGUGGUUCGGUUUGCAUUUGCGUUUCCAGAAGCGAGUGUCUUUGGGGCUGCCUUGCACCUUUCAGCGGAGGCUUACAGCUGUGCUUUGUCAUAAAGUUUAAAAUGGCGCCUGUGAUUCCUUCAUGUCACCAAUUAUUUUCGCUUGCAGUCAUACUGAUUAUUUAUGUCACCCAGCAGAAUUGGGAUCAUUACCGAGUGAUUUUAAGGACGUUUUACUCACAAUGGAUCCAUUGUUCAUUGGAUCCAUUCACUUACUGUGUUUUAUGCUAAGCUAACGCUAAAGGAGCACAGCCGGGUCAGGAGAAUGACUGGGCUGGUUGAAAACAUUUUUUCCCACUUAUCUCUGGGAAAUAUGGCAACAGACACAUUUUCAAUUUUGGGUGUAAUAUCCCUAUAAUCUUGGAAUAUUUGGAUUUUUUUUUUCUUAUUCACGAGUCUCUAAUAUGAUAUUCUUCCACAGUGUAGUAUAUCUGCUAUAAUCUCUAAUUCUAAAGGAAGAGAUCAUCCAGAUUACAGUGUUUUCAUCAAUUAUUUCCCCCUUGUUCUGCCAGAAAACACUUAGUUUGCCUGAUUAUUAGCAGCUUAAACAUGACAUGGUUUAUAAAAGAUUAUUUACUAAUGUAACUGUUGCAAAUAAACACUUUAGUGUUUAUAAAUCAUUUAUAGCACAUUUGUGUUCAGCUAAUUCUACUUUUUGUUUAUUAACGAAUAAAAACCAAUCGACCCUUUAACCAGGCAGCAUCUUUUCUGAAUGUUGCUAAAAUCUACAAAGGCCCAUUUCUGUCACUAAAAAGAGAAUGAUUUUCACUUUGAAUGUCAUAAAUAUGACUUUGAAACUCAAAAAUAUAAUUUUGUAUCUUGUAUUUUGCACUUUCAAUGUCACGAUUGUGACAAAAAUUCACAUAAUUUUGACUUUGAAACUCAUUUACUUCAGUAUUUACCUGUUUGAAAAUCAUAGUUUUGACAAAUAUUCAAAUAAGGAUUUUCAAAGUUAAAAUUAUUUGGAUGUCAUAAUUUAGAUUUUUCAUAUGAUUAUCACUUGGAACGCUGUAAGUACGUCUGCAUUAUAGCAAAGACUUUGUAUCUCAUAAUUCUAACUUUGAAAGUCGUAAUUAUGGCUUUGAAAGUUAAAGAACUAUUUAAAAUCAUAAAUGGAUAAUAUUUCAUAACUGUCACCCAUAAAUCAUAGCUUCUCAUUUUUUGUGGAAAACGUGACAAAAACGGGCUCUUGCAACAUUCAUUCGUCACCACAUUUCCUUGAGUUGCGUUAAUUUGCAGUAUUUUUGAGAGAAAGCAGCUCAUUUAUUGAUUGUUUGAAUGCUGUUGAUAUGAACAUAUAUUAGCUACACCGAUUGAAUGGCAUGCCCUAGAUUAGCUGGUAAAGUUCAACAUUUUUAUUAAAGAUUAAUACAAAUAUGGAAAUUGCGUGUGAAUGCAUCUAAGUUUAUCCCCAGUCGGUGUAUCUCUUUUUGUUUUUUGGGUGCGUGACGUACAGAUGUCAUUUUGAUUGCACCAAGUCUCUAACUGUUCAUUUUUCUUGUGAAGCUUUUAACCAAAUUAGAUGUCUUUUUUUUUUUUUUUGGGGUAACACAAUAAAUAUUUUCCUUAAACACGUGGUUAUCCUGCAUCCUGUGCUUUAAUCGCUCUUAUUUUCAGAGCUGCUUUUUUGUAUACAAACUCUUUGUUGCAUCAGUGUUUCCUGAUUUCUUUAGCAGUUUCUUUUUAUCAUCCAAUUCCCAUCAGAAACUCUUAAAUGCACCCUGCCAUUGAUAAGCUACUCCCACUCAGUCUUGGUGCCUUAUGCUGUGUUUUAUGUGUAUCUCUUCAGCGUUUUCAUCCCUAAUCCACCCGACCGAUGCACUGAUGUAUGUUUUUUGUUUCUGUUUUUACUUUUUAAAAGACUGGUGAUCAAGCUUGGCAGACUUCAACUUGAGCACCUUUUAUUCCAGUUUUUGGUCAUUCUGCUUUCUGAUUUCUACCCUAUGAAAUGCACUGAUGUUGAAGGAAACCUGAUGUAGAAAAAUGUGUGAUGAUACUCAAAUAAAGUUGCAUAUCACCUGUA
Nothobranchius furzeri (turquoise killifish) is the source of this 5494-nucleotide messenger RNA. RefSeq names its product oxysterol binding protein-like 11 (gene osbpl11). The record is from RefSeq and is a predicted model, not a curated record. Lineage: Eukaryota; Metazoa; Chordata; Actinopteri; Cyprinodontiformes; Nothobranchiidae. Gene Ontology annotation, molecular function: sterol binding. Gene Ontology annotation, cellular component: membrane; cytosol; intracellular membrane-bounded organelle.